Molecule: messenger RNA, 2266 nt
Organism: Vicia villosa (hairy vetch)
Lineage: Eukaryota; Viridiplantae; Streptophyta; Magnoliopsida; Fabales; Fabaceae
Product: DNA (cytosine-5)-methyltransferase DRM2-like
Exons: 11
Coding region: 278-2122 (614 amino acids)
Cellular component (GO): nucleus
Molecular function (GO): DNA (cytosine-5-)-methyltransferase activity
Source: RefSeq, a predicted model, not a curated record
UAGCGAGUGUGGCACUUGAGUCAUGUCGCGUUAAGAGUUUCUUCCCGAGUCACUCGGUGACUCAAUUUGCCUAUUUUUCAUUUCUGAAGAGUUUUUUUGAGAGAAUAAAAACUCUUUCAUCUUCUUCUUUUUCCCUCACUCUCUCUCAUUCCUCAUUCUUCUUCACUGAAACGAGGUUGAAGAAAUUGGUUGAUACAAUUGGAGAGAGAGAGUUCAUACACCGGUCAUUUUUGCAAAGCAGCUCGAAGAUCCGUCCUUUGCGAAAUUGAGAGACAAAAUGACUGAUGAUUCUGGUCUAGAGAAUGGCGGUUAUGAUUGGAAUACCGACGAUGAGCUUGAGAUUGAGGGCUUUCAUUCUCCGCCUUUAACUGUUCCCUAUGGACAGACUGCUGGGUCUCGGUCUUCUGAGGAAAACUCAUUUGCAGCAGGUCCAUCUAAUACCAAGGUGUUUGACUGUUUCAUAAAUAUGGGAUUUCGUCCUGAAUUGAUUUCCAAAGUAAUUCAGGAAUAUGGUGAGGAAAACCAAGAUAAACUACUUGAAGAGAUUCUUACAUACCAAGAGCUAGAAAGUUGUUCUCAGCAGCAACAGCAAGUUGAACUUGAUCCCACCUCUUCAGAGUAUGCAGAAAGUUCUUCUCAGCAGCAACAGCAAGUUGAACCAGAUCCCACCUCUUCAGAGUAUGCAGCGAGCUCCUGGGAUGAUUCAUCAGACGACGAUUAUUUUUAUGAUGAAGAAAUGCCAAAAUCUCUUUCUGAGAAUGAUGAUCCAUUACUGACCCUGGUAAAAAUGGGAUUCAAUGAGGAGGAGGCUUUAGUGGCCCUAGAAAGAUUAGGUCCAAACUCCUCACUUGUAGAGCUGGUGGAUUUUAUCAGUGCUGCUCAAGUGGUAAAAUCUGAAGAUGCCCUUCUGCCUCCUGAAGAUAAGCCACAAUGCAAUGGGCAUACAAAACCUAGAAAGCGGAGUCUUUAUGAAUAUGAAGUGCUGGGAAGGAAAAAGCCAAAGGUGUUGAAGAGAACAUCAUGUGACGAAGAGGAUGAGUCCCAGGCAAAUCAUCUGCCCAAUCCAAUGGUGGGGUUUGGGAUUCCCACCGAUCCAAACUCCAUAAUCACAUAUAGGAGACUGCCUCACGAUGCUAGCGGCCCCCCUUACUUCUAUUACGAGAAUGUGGCGUUGACUCCGAAAGGUGUUUGGCAGACCAUUUCAAGAUUCUUGUAUGACGUGGAGCCGGAGUAUGUAGACUCAAAAUAUUUUUGUGCAGCAGCCAGGAAAAGGGGAUAUAUUCAUAAUCUCCCCAUUGCGAAUAGAUUUCCUCUUUUACCUCUUCCACCUCGCACAAUACUUGAUGCAUUCCCGCUAUGGAGGAAAUGGUGGCCGUCAUGGGAUCCCAGAACGAAGCUGAAUUGUCUGCAAACGGUACACGGCAGUGCAAGAUUGACUCAGAGAAUCAGGACCGCGGUAGAACAAUUGCAGGAUUUUGACGAUCCUCCUGAAAAUGUCAAGAAGUUUGUUUUGGAACAAUGUCGGAAAUGGAAUUUAGUCUGGGUUGGCAGGAAUAAAGUUGCCCCCCUAGAGCCCGACGAAGUGGAAAUGCUGUUGGGCUUCCCUAGGAAUCACACAAGAGGUGGUGGAAUUAGUAGGACUGACAGAUUCAAGUCACUUGGAAAUUCUUUUCAGGUUGACACAGUGGCAUAUCACCUAUCUGUUCUAAAGGAAAUGUUUCCUAAUGGGAUCAAUGUUCUCUCUCUCUUUUCUGGAAUUGGUGGUGCAGAGGUAGCUCUCCAUCGACUUGGUAUCCCUCUAAAGACUGUAGUGUCGGUUGAAAAAUCUGAAGUGAAUCGGAACAUUGUUAGAAGUUGGUGGGAGCAAACCAAUCAAAGAGGUAAUUUGAUUGAUAUGGAUGAUGUGCAACAGCUAGAUGCUGAUCGUUUGGAGCAGCUGAUGAGCACAUUUGGUGCUUUUGAUCUCGUUGUUGGUGGGAGUCCAUGUAAUAACCUGGCUGGAAGCAACAGAGUAACCCGGACUGGACUCGAAGGCUCAGAAUCGGCCCUCUUUUAUGAUUACUUUCGAAUCAUAGACCUGGUGAAAGCUAUGGCGCCAAGAUUUCAAGGUCAUGGUCUAUAGAAGUUUCCUUUUCAGGGCUAUGUAUUAAUCCCAAAUAUGUAGGAUCCUUUUAAACAACUUCAACUUUAUGACGACACUUUUCAUCCCAUUUUUGUUGUCGAACAAGGAAAGGCAACGGUACUAAAUAAUUUUUGUUUUCCGUAA